Molecule: messenger RNA, 647 nt
Organism: Sipha flava (yellow sugarcane aphid)
Lineage: Eukaryota; Metazoa; Arthropoda; Insecta; Hemiptera; Aphididae
Exons: 2
Coding region: 76-489 (137 amino acids)
Source: RefSeq, a predicted model, not a curated record
CCGAUUCAUUUGGAACAGUUCUGAAUUGCAAUUUACUUAGCCAAAUAGAAUUUCAAACACAAAGCAAUAUACAAAAUGACUCAUCCAACUCUAUUCGCUAACACUGUGAUAAUUUACUUGUUGGUUGGUUGUUCAUUGCAAAUCGGCAGCAACUACGCGGCGCCCAACGAACAUAAUUUAUCUUUCCACACCUUGUCUGACAACAUCAUGAACUCUGUGGCGUCAAUGCCUGGGUAUCUAAGUAACGCGGUCAACAGGGUCAGAUCGACGGUCAAGGACACAUCAAAAAUGAUGAAGGACGCCGUGGGGAGUACUGGCGAAAACAUGACGUCGUUCCUCAGGAAAUCGGGAUCGGCGGCCCUGGACUUCGGCACUGAGUCCACCGAGCCGGUGAGGAAAAUGAUCAAGUCGGGCACGCAAACCGCACGAAGACUGAGCAGCUUCUACAGAGAUCUGUUCAACGGGAUCACCAACACCGUGAUGCCAUGAACGAUAAGAUCAGUAAAUCCAGGGACGACCCUGUUACGCAAUAAUUCGCAAUCAUCUCCAUUCAUAGUUUGGCGCCGUAAAAAUAUACUGUACCGAUGUUUGACACCGUUUAUUAGACAUACAAUUAUUAGACACGUUUUGUUUUAUCGUUAAUAUUA